AGAAUCUAGCUUUAGCCGGGAAUCGAACUCAGGCCACCCGCGUGAUUGGCUGGAGUGAUUGUAACAACAAUUAUUCCUCGUUUUAUGUGUUGCAGGCUCUGCUUCCACCCUACCACAGGAGUCUUCAUCUUGUUCGGAUCCGUCGUACUCAUCCAACUCAGGCUCAGGUUGACUGUACAUAUUUUUUUUGGACUUCCUUGGACUUCGGGAAGCCUGUAGAUAUAGAUUUCAUAUUCUGCACGGUACGGCAUGGUUCACCCAUGGGAAUAUGAUCUAUGUUCAUGAGACCAACGUGAAAUGAUUAAGAGCUCCAUCUCAAAUCCUCUGAAAAUGGUUGUUUCUGGCGUUAUUCUUGAUCUGGAUGGCACACUUCUACAUACAGAUGGCAUAGUGAGUGACGUUCUAAAAUCCUUUCUGGACAAGUAUGGAAAGCAAUGGGAUGGAAGGGAAGCCCUAAGAAUUACUGGGAAGACGCCAUACGAGUCUGCAGCUGUUAUUAUUGAAGAUUACGAGCUUCCUUGCACAUCAACUGAAUUGAUGUCACAAGUUUCCCCAAUGUUUGAGGAGAGAUGGUGCAACAUUAAAGCACUUCCAGGAGCAAACCGGUUGAUUAAACAUUUCACUGGUCACAGAGUGCCAAUGGCAUUAGCUUCGAACUCAAGUAGGGAAAACAUAGAGACCAAAAUUUCUUUUCAUCAUGGCUGGAAAGACUCAUUCUCUGUGAUAAUCGGUAGCGAUGAAGUUACAACGGCCAAACCAUCUCCUGAAAUAUUCCUUGAAGCAGCAAAAAGGUUAAAUCUCGAACCCUCAAGGUGCCUCGUAAUUGAGGAUUCCGUUCCAGGUGUUGCAGCCGGUAAGGCUGCUGGGAUGAAGGUGAUUGCUGUACCAUCCCUUCCGAAGAAGACUAAUCUCUACUCUUCAGCGGAUGAGGUGAUCAAUUCACUGCUUGACUUUCAGCCUGAGAAAUGGGGCCUACCUCCAUUUGAAGAUUGGGUAGAGAACACCUUACCAAUUAAUCCUAUGUACAUUGGAGGUCCCGUCGUCAAGGGAUAUGGGCGUGGCUCGAAAGUUCUUGGGAUUCCUACAGCGAAUUUAUCUACAGAAGGAUAUUCAGAUGUCCUUUUAGAACAUCCAUCAGGCGUUUAUUUCGGUUGGGCUGGUUUAUCAACAAGAGGCAUCUUUAAAAUGGUCGCAAGCAUCGGAUGGAAUCCAUUUUUCGACAAUGCAGAAAAGACUAUUGAACCAUGGCUACUCCACAAGUUCCAUGAAGAUUUCUACGAUGAGGACUUGAGACUUGUUUUAGUCGGAUAUAUUCGGCCAGAGGCCAACUUCCCAAACCUUGAGAGCCUAAUAGCUAAGAUUCACGAGGAUGGAAGAAUUGCAGAAAGAGCUCUUGAUCUUCCACUGUACUCGAAGUAUAGAGACGACCAAUACCUGAAGCAGCAUGAUGCUUAGAGAUGGCAUGCUUUAGGAGUUCUAUACGUUCUAUUGCAGAUUUUUGUGGCCUAUUGUUUGUCAUUUACUUCAUAAUUCUAUGAUCAUGGAGGAUGAAUUCUCAUUUACAUUUUGUUGUUGUUUCUAUAGUACAAUCAAUCUUAAAGUGUGUAUUUGAUCCUCUGAUGUCGAGAGUAACGAUCGAUAUUAAUGUUGGCAUCUUUUGAUCUUUGUUGUACC
Messenger RNA from Cucurbita moschata (crookneck pumpkin), 1674 nucleotides. RefSeq names its product bifunctional riboflavin kinase/FMN phosphatase. The record is from RefSeq and is a predicted model, not a curated record. The transcript is spliced from 12 exons. Lineage: Eukaryota; Viridiplantae; Streptophyta; Magnoliopsida; Cucurbitales; Cucurbitaceae. Gene Ontology annotation, molecular function: riboflavin kinase activity. The coding region runs from base 298 to 1455 and encodes 385 amino acids. Gene Ontology annotation, biological process: FMN biosynthetic process; riboflavin biosynthetic process.